Messenger RNA from Rotaria sordida, 852 nucleotides. The record is from the annotation of a GenBank genome assembly. NCBI's taxonomy places the organism in Eukaryota, Metazoa, Rotifera, Eurotatoria, Philodinida, Philodinidae.
AUGUCUGCAUAUGUUGCAUUAUCAUGUUUAAUUGCAUUUGUUAUUGUUAUAACAGUAUGUCUUGUUAAACAAUUUAUAUGGGAUCCAUUAUUAUCUAAACGUUUUGAAAUUUUACGGCCAGUUUUAUCCGAAUCAGUUCGUAAAUUAUCAACAUCAUUUUAUCGUACACAAUCAAAUACAAUACCACAUACAUCUAUAAAUAAAUCUCUAUCACAAUCAAGUAUUAAACCAAAUGAACCACCAUUAUUAACAAAUAAAAAUUUUAUAACAGUAACACAAAAUUUGCCUUCAACUGAUAAUCAAAUAAAUAAAAAUUUACCUCGUCGUUCAUAUGGUUCAUCAUCAUUAAGUUCUUUUGCAUAUACAAAUUAUGCUUUAGAAGAUUUACAUGAUGAAAAAACUCCUAAUUAUCCAAUAUUACAUUUUAGUUGUGAAUAUAAUCCAUCAACAUUUAGUAUUAGAUUAAAUGUACAAAAUUUACGUAAUAUGAAUUCAUUAUUAUUAUCAUCAUUUAAUAAUAUAAUUAAUAAAAGUGCCUUUAUAUUUCUAAGAUUUGUUUUAUCAACAACAAUAACUGGUGAACCAUAUGAAACAUCAUCACAACAUUAUCAAGAUUUUAUACGUUUUGGUGAAACAUUUAAUAUAUUAAGUAAUAUUAGAUCGGGAGAUAUACUUAAUUGUCAAAUAAAAUUUUUUCUUAUGUUAGUAACAGAUAAAAAUAUGUAUGAAUUAGGUGAAGCUAAUUAUUCAAUGAAAGAUGAUCAAUUAACACAUAUUUUAUAUAUUGAACGAAUAUUACCAAUUCGUUUAGGAAAAAAAUUAAAAUCAGCAACAAGCGAAGAUAAUAAUUAA